This is a messenger RNA of Mercenaria mercenaria, 2005 nucleotides long. RefSeq lists its product as uncharacterized. The transcript is spliced from 2 exons. Bases 199 to 1191 code for a protein of 330 amino acids. Lineage: Eukaryota; Metazoa; Mollusca; Bivalvia; Venerida; Veneridae. The record is from RefSeq and is a predicted model, not a curated record.
UUAAUGUAUAUCCUUUUUUUGCCCUAUAAUUUUGCUAAUACAUACUAGUCUAUUUACUCAAACAUUUGUAAUGCAGAUACUUAUUCCUUUUCAGCAUGUGGAAAGACAACAUUUGUAAAGGAAUUGCUGCAAAAUCAUAUCUACGGAAUUAAGCCUGGUGUACAAAGAAUAGUGUGGCUGUACAAGAGAUGGCAACCAAUGUAUGGGGAAAUACAAAGCACAGUUGACCCAGAGGUGAAAUUCUACCAAGGCAUUCCAUCCGACAUAAACGAAGACGAAUAUUUUGACACAAAGUUAAAUAACUUGCUAAUUCUGGACGAUAUGAUGUCAGAGGCUGGAAAGGACAAAAGAAUUACAGAUUUAUUCACGGAGGGAUCGCACCACCGAUCUUUGUCGGUGAUUUCCAUCAAUCAAAACCUCUGCGCCAGCAAGGAUCCGACACAGAGAAGAAACUGUCAUUAUCUGGUAAUGUUCAAUAAUCCAGUCGACAAACAAUCUAUGAUCACAUUAGCGAGACAGAUGUACCCUGGUAAAACUGAAUACUUUUUAAAGAAGUUUGAGAAAGCAACUAAACAGCCCUAUGGCUUUCUGUUGGUGGAUUCAAAACCAUUUACACCGGAACAUGCCAGACUGAAAUAUGAUUUAAUGUGGAUAGACAGAAGAUCUACGAACAACGAAAGCCUGACAGAACUGACCAAUCAGAUGACAGAACCAGGCCAAAAUUGUAUAAAAGGCGAGCAACAAUCAGAUUUAAAUCAUUUGUCAGUCGGAAUUCAAACUGUAGACAUCGCAGGAAAUAAUAGUGAAAUUAUGGCUGAAAAUACGAAUGCUUGCGACGAUUGUGGACUUUUGUUUGACUCUUCGCAUGAUGUACAGAGACACGUAAAACGAGGGUGGUGUGCAGAAAAUAACGAUACUACGCAACCAAAGAAAAGAAAAAUAGAAGGCAGCAGUGAUGAUGAAAUGGGAGAUAACGUUGAAGAAAAUCAGGCUUAUCUAUCCCUCUGGAAUAAAACUAUAGACUGUAACGACGAUAAAUACGAUAAAUUGUAUAAUCAGUUUAUACAGGACGGAGAAGACAAGGAGUCUACACAGGAAAUGACAGAAGAUCGUAUCCAGCCGUAUAAUGAACGCACAUUCUUCACAAAAUACGAGUAUUUGUUGGAUUCGUAUAUUUUUCUGCCAUUUUAAAACAGUACACUGCAUCAAAAGAUUUUACAAGACAUACAUUCAUUGACACAGAAGAAUGUAAGCAUUCAAUCGGCAAUUAAGCGUGUACUGCGAAAGUACAAGCCUGACUUUAAGGAGCUGUUUGAGACAGAAUUGUCUGACGAGGAAAGUGAUGAAGAAAGCAAGGAGGACGAGUCUGAUACUGAAUAAAAUACUUAAUGUAUAAACAAUUAUUUCAUUUACGUUGUGGAUUUUGGACAGUGCAGAAAUGGCUCAAUGGGAAAACUAUUUAAAAAGGAUUUAUUUUGAUCCGUCGCAUCCUGCGAGUUUCAGCGGACCGCAAAAAUUGUACAAAGCAGUAAAAGAGGAAGGCAAAUUUAACAUUGGUAUGCACAGGAUAAGAAAGUUUCUUCAUGACCAAGAAUCAUACAGUUUACAUAAACCAGUGAGAAGACGGUUUCAAAGAAACCAUGUGGUCAGUGCAGGAAAAGACGACUUUUGGAUGGCAGACUUAAUCGAUAUGGUCAAGUUUGCGAAAUGGAACAAAGGAUACAAAUACAUACUGUUAGUUAUCGAUACAUACAGCAAGUACGUCUGGCUAAGACCUCUCAAACAGAAAACUGGAAAUGAUGUGACAGAGGCAUUUAAAGACAUCUUCACAAAUUCAGGCCGUAUGCCAAAGAGAUUGAUAACUGACAAAGGUCAGGAGUUCAGAGCCAAGUCGGUACAAGAUCUAAUGAAGAAAUACAACAUCUUAUACUCGCCAACACAGAAUGAGACAAAGGCGAGCACGAGCGAACGUGCAGUUUUAAGUUUAAAAUCGAGAAUAAUGCGU